Messenger RNA from Ailuropoda melanoleuca (giant panda), 831 nucleotides. RefSeq names its product kallikrein-1-like. Bases 1 to 783 code for a protein of 260 amino acids. The record is from RefSeq and is a predicted model, not a curated record. Gene Ontology annotation, molecular function: serine-type endopeptidase activity. Gene Ontology annotation, cellular component: secretory granule. Lineage: Eukaryota; Metazoa; Chordata; Mammalia; Carnivora; Ursidae. The transcript is spliced from 5 exons. Gene Ontology annotation, biological process: zymogen activation; regulation of systemic arterial blood pressure.
AUGUGGUUCCUGGUCCUGUGCCUGGCAAUGUCCCUGGGGUGGAGUGGUGCUGUGCCUCCCAUCCAGUCCCCGAUCAGCGGAGGCUCGGAGUGCAAGAAUUUCCAACCCUGGCUGUCGCUCGUGUAUAAUUUCAGUAGCAUCAGGUGUGGGGGCGUCCUGGUGCACCCACAGUGGGUGCUCACAGCUGCCCAUUGCAUGCACAAAAAAUACCAGCUCUGGCUGGGUCGCUACAACCUGUUUAUGGAUGAAGACACUGCCCAGGUAUUCAGCAGAAUUACAAGCUUCCCACACCCGGAAUUCAACCUGAGUCUCUUGAAGAACCACGCCCACCUCCCCGGAAAGGUCUACAGCCACGACCUCAUGCUGCUGCGCCUGGCAGAGCCCGCCCAGAAAACAGAUACUGUGGGGGUCCUGGACCUGCCCACCCAGGAACCCCAACUGGGGAGCACCUGCUAUGCCUCUGGCUGGGGCAGCGUUGAACGAGGUAAGUUCACAUACACCGGCAAUCUCCAGUGCAUGGACCUCAAACUCCUGCCCAAUGACGCGUGUGCCAAGACCCACUCCCAGAAGGUGACAGGUCACAUGCUGUGCGCUGGGCAGUUGGAGGGCAACAGUGACAGCUGCCUGGAUGACUCGGGGGGCCCACUGAUCUGCGAUGGUGUGCUUCAAGGAAUCACAUCCUGGGGCCACAUCCCAUGUGGCAGCCCCGAUAUGCCUGUUGUCUACACCAAACUGAUUCCCUACCUGCAAUGGAUCAAAGAGACCAUGUCGGCCAACAGCUGAAUGCCUCUGACCUUCCCCUCCCCUUAGUUAAAUAGAAUACACAGCAAA